Molecule: messenger RNA, 1902 nt
Organism: Hibiscus syriacus
Lineage: Eukaryota; Viridiplantae; Streptophyta; Magnoliopsida; Malvales; Malvaceae
Product: BES1/BZR1 homolog protein 4-like
Exons: 2
Coding region: 486-1457 (323 amino acids)
Biological process (GO): DNA-templated transcription; brassinosteroid mediated signaling pathway
Molecular function (GO): DNA-binding transcription factor activity
Source: RefSeq, a predicted model, not a curated record
AACUGACCAUUUCCAAGCGCUACCAUUUUAAGCUUCCUAUCAAAGAUACAUCUUCCGUUUUCUUCCCGGGUUUUCAACUUUAACAAUCCAAAAACCAUUUCCUUCUUCCCGGUCUGUUUCCGGUCCAUCCGUUAAUCCGAAUCCACUUCCGUCUGGAUCUCAAUCAAAUCUGCUUCUACACUUCCCCUCCAAUUCACCCGUCAGUAAACGCCGGCGUUUUAUAUCUCCGGUCGUCGAUCUAAAAUUUAGAAACUAGAGAUCCUUCUUCAUAUCAUUUACAGUGGAAACUGAGUCGUUGAAGCGAAAUCCAUCGCUUUAACCUCACCUUCCGCUUAAUUCACCGCGCGGAGGAAUCUUAGUUUUCCUUUAAUUUCUUUCAUUAUUUUUUCUCAAAUUCUAUUUUUUUGUUUGUUUUUCUUUCGACCAGACAAAUUUUUUUCUAUAAAUUCAAUAGUUCUAGCUUCGGCUUUUCCCUUUGCUUUGAAAUGACGUCUGGAACGAGGCUACCGACAUGGAAAGAAAGAGAGAAUAACAAGCGGAGAGAGCGGCGGAGGAGAGCAAUAGCAGCGAAGAUCUUCGCCGGACUUCGGAUGUACGGUAACUAUAAGCUUCCGAAGCACUGCGAUAACAAUGAAGUUCUCAAAGCUCUCUGUAACGAGGCCGGUUGGACUGUCGAACCCGAUGGCACUACUUAUCGUAAGGGUUGCAAGCCUGUGGAGCGCAUCGAUAUAGUUGGUGGAUCUGCAACUGUGAGCCCCUGUUCGUCUUACCAACCAAGCCCUUUUGCUUCUUACAACCCAAGCCCUGCAUCAUCAUCCUUUCCAAGCCCAGCUUCUUCUUCUUAUGUGGUUAAUCCCAAUGGUGAUGUGAACUCUCUUUUCCCCUGGCUCAAAAACCUCUCAUCAGCCUCCUCUUCGAAGCGCCCCUAUAGCUACAUUCACGGUGGUUCUAUUAGUGCUCCUGUCACCCCUCCAUUGAGCUCACCAACCGCUCGAACCCCACGAAUAAAAAAUGAUUGGGAGUACCAGUCCACCCAUCCAAGUUGGAGUGCACAACAGCAAUCUUUCCUACCUUCAACUCCCCCUAGCACUGGUCGGCAUAUUGUUCCCGACCCAGAAUGGUUUGCUAGGCUCCGAACCCCUCAUAGCCGGCCAACGUCUCCCACAUUCAGUCUUGUCUCCUCAAACCCCUUCGGCUUCAAGGAGGAAGUUUUAGCCGGUGGGGGAUCCUGCAUGUGGACUCCCGGACAAAGUGGGACAUGUUCUCCGGCAAUUGCUGGAGGAUUAGAUCAUACAGCUGAUGGUCCAAUGUCUGAAGCAAUUUCAGAUGAGUUUGCAUUUGGAAGUAAUGCAACUGGGAUAGUGAAGCCAUGGGAAGGGGAGAGAAUACAUGAAGAAUGUGGAUCAGAUGAUCUAGAACUCACUCUUGGCAGUUCGAAAGCUUAUCGAAUAUAUUAGCUAAAAUCGACUACUACUUUACCAAGUCGCAUUGUCAUGCAGAUAAAGCAAUCCGUGUGAAAAAAAAACCACUGUCUUAGCAUGAACUUUGACCCAUGUUUGUUCAGUCCGGAAAAAAAGGGAUGGAGGUGCGCCUGAGCCAUCACUCGCCCUUGUUUUAGCUUUCAUUAAUUUUUGAAAAUUUAACUCUGAAUUAUAUAUAUAGUUUGUUCUCAAGGCACCGAGGUAGUUUCAUAGCCUCGUAAUCAGCCGCCGCCCUUUCCUACUUAGUUUCAUAAUUUUUCUUUAAAGAAAGAACAGUGAUUUGAUUGUUUUAUUGGUCUUCAGUUAGGUUGUCAUUAGAAGAAAUGCCCAGUUCUUUUGUGAGAAUUAUGAUAGGUUAAAAUUUUAUUAUUUUCUAUUGUGCAUUACAAACUUUGACAGUAUCAUUUUGUUAUGCUUCAUU